This is a messenger RNA of Melanotaenia boesemani (Boeseman's rainbowfish), 1422 nucleotides long. RefSeq names its product olfactomedin 4, tandem duplicate 1 (gene olfm4.1). The record is from RefSeq and is a predicted model, not a curated record. Gene Ontology annotation, biological process: signal transduction. Lineage: Eukaryota; Metazoa; Chordata; Actinopteri; Atheriniformes; Melanotaeniidae. The transcript has 5 exons. Bases 1 to 1422 code for a protein of 473 amino acids.
AUGAUCAGCGCUCUGAUUUUCUCAGCACUGCUGAGCUCCUCAGUGGCCAUAGGGGGUGAAGACCUGUUAAAUGCAGAGAGUGCAAAGAAUGACACAGGAGGUGGAAGUGGGAACAAGUGUACCUGUGAUGCUUUCCUUCCCAGUUCAACUUUUCCUACACGAGAUUUGGUGGUGGUAGAGCAGACAGCUGUGGAGAUCUCACGCAGGCUGGAGCUGGAGAUGGGCAAGCUGGAGGACUAUGAAACCAAGCUGACAGGGUACACAGAAAAGAUCAUAAAGUUGACAGCGAAAAUUGAAACAACGGAGAAGAACUCUGAUGAUUACAGUAAAGCCAACUUGAAUGACAUCAAAGUGCAGAUUAAACAAGUGGAGGCCUUGAUUAAGGAGCUGCAGCUCUCCAUUAAUGCUUCCACCACUGUCUUCAAAUCCUUGCGUGUACAGAUCACAGUCAUGGUGGAGACUCUGGAUAGGCUAGAGAAGACCUAUGAUAAGAAUCGGGUUCUCAUCACCCGCCGAGAAUACGUAAAGUUGCAGGUGCAGCUGGAAGAGUUCGAGAGACGCCACCAGGAGUUUUUCAGCCCCAACAUUGGCUCUUGUGCACAUACUGGUAUAAUCAAGGUCAGCAAACCCCUAGUGAGCCAGCUAAAUGCCCAUCUGAGCUCUCAAUACAAAUUUGGAGGUUGGGGUAAAGAUUCAAAGCCUCUUCCUGACAGAAAGUCUAUGUACUGGUACUCUGGGUACAAUAGCUAUUCAAUAAUUGACAUUAGAUUCUACAUUGACUACAAGAACCUCAUUUUGAGAAACCACUUUGAGCAUCACAACUUACACAGCAGCUGGUAUGGCACAGGGAACAAUUUUAUCAUGCAUGAAAACUGUCUGUAUUAUCAGAUAAACAGUCCUUUUGGGUUGGCCAAACUGAAUUUCACCACCAUGAAAUCUGAGUCUAGGGUGAUUGCCAAGGCAAGCAACAGAUUUUCUUACUCUAACUCCCCCAGUCAGAACUUUGACUUUUCUGCUGAUGAAACUGGCUUGUGGGUGACCUACGCAACAGAGGAAUCCAGCGGUCGGAUGGUCAUUGCUAAAAUAAAUGAGGCUUCCUUCGGGAUAGAGGAGGAAUGGCAGACCAGCGUUUAUAAGCCAGGUGUGAGCAAUGGCUUUAUGGUGUGUGGUGUUUUUUAUGCAGUCAGGACAGUUGACAUCCAAAUGGAAGAGAUAUUUUACAAGUAUGAUACUAAAACCGAAAAGGAGAGCUACAUUAGUGUUCCCUUUGAGAGGUUUCAGGAUAAGUAUUCCAACCUGGAUUACAAUCCCACUGACCAGAAGCUCUACAUGUACAAUGACGGCUACUAUGUGAACUACCACCUCUGGUUUAACCACACAGCUAAAGCAACUGUGCAGCCACCAACAUUUCUUGUGACAUGA